UGCCUAAAAAAUUAUCUUUAAGUGAUGCAAUAAAAAUAGCUGAAUCUCGUGGAGGAAAAUAUCUUUCCAAAGAAUAUAUCAAUUGUACAGAAUCAUUACAUUGGCGUUGUUCAAAAAAUCAUUGUAUUGAAAGUCAUUUAUGGCGUGCAAUUCUUAGCAAUGUAAAAAAUAGGAAGUGGUGUCCGCAUUGUGCAGGUAAUGCUUGUCUUACUCUUGAGGAUACUAAAAAAAUUGCAUUUAAUCGAAUGGACAAUGUCUUUCAGAGAAGUAUGUUAUUAGUCAAUCACCCUUAUUAUGGAUCAAAAUAUCUUGGACUGCCAUCUAAGAUACGUCGACCUGAUUUCUUAAAAACCCUUAAACAUCCUCGAGGAUUAGAACUUGAAAUUCUUUACUAUGAUUAUGGGUUUGCUAUCAAAAUCCAUGGACCUCAGCAUGAAAAAUAUCGCAAAUUCUUUCAUAAAGGAGAUCUUGAUAAUUUUAUCAGAUAG
Scutellospora calospora is the source of this 488-nucleotide messenger RNA. The record is from the annotation of a GenBank genome assembly. Lineage: Eukaryota; Fungi; Glomeromycota; Glomeromycetes; Diversisporales; Gigasporaceae.